This is a messenger RNA of Scutellospora calospora, 1372 nucleotides long. The record is from the annotation of a GenBank genome assembly. NCBI's taxonomy places the organism in Eukaryota, Fungi, Glomeromycota, Glomeromycetes, Diversisporales, Gigasporaceae.
AUGAUUUCUGAACUUUUCUCGGGUCUUUCGCAAGACUUUGGACGUAUACUUGACAAUUCUGACGAUUACAACGUUAUAAUUGAAAUAGGUGAUGGACCAAAUGUAAAAAAAUUUCAAGCGCAUUCAGUUGUUCUUCGUGCUCGUUCUCCGUAUUUUCACACUGCCUUAUCUAGUGAUUGGGCAAGACGAGAAAAUGGAUAUAUUGUUUUCAAACAACUUGGUGUAUCAUCGACAGUUUUCAGUGCAAUAAUAAACGGAACAACGACUUUAGAUGAUGAUACUGAUAUUUUCGAACUGUUGGCAGCAGCGGAUCAAUUUUGUCUCAAUGAAUUGCUUAGUCACAUACAGGAUCAUCUCAUUUUAAAUAAGUCUGAAUGGAUACGACAAAAUCUUGUCAAAAUUUUACAUUUAUCAUUAAAGCACAAAACAUAUCAAGAACUCUAUAAUUUUUGUAAUCGGUUAAUUGUAGAAGAUGCACGAUCAUUAUUUGAAGCAAAAGAUUUUACAACUAUUCAUGAAGACGUUCUAGUUUCUGUAUUACAACGUGACGAUCUUGGAUUAAACGAAGCUCAGAUUUGGGAUAAAGUUAUUGAAUGGGGUAUUGCGAACACUACAAACAGAACAGCUUCCGAUGUCUCGAGUUGGCGUAAAGAAGAUUUCUCUGCAUUGCAAAAGACGAUUAGUCAAUUAAUUCCACUUAUAAGGCUUUUCCAAAUGACACCUGUCGACUAUUGUCAUAAAGUACGACCGUAUAAGCGACUUUUACCCAAAAACCUACAAGAAGAUCUCUUACAUUAUUAUCUUGCUAAUGACACGCCAAAAUCGACUACCGUACUUCCACCAAGAGUUGCCCCUAUUCAGAUUGAUUCUGUAAUAAUUGGACCUCAACAUACUGCUUUAAUUGCACGAUGGAUCGACAACGAAUCGGUUAUCAAGCAAGGUGUACAUUGUAACUUUUCGCUUCUUUUCAGAGCAAGUCGUGAUGGUUAUUCUAUAAAUGCAUUAAAACAGAAGUGCGCUGAUAAAGGGCCCGUAAUACUUGUUUUAAAGGUUCAAGAAUCAGGUAAAUUGAUUGGAGGAUACAAUUCUAUCGGUUGGAAGACGGAAAAACUUGGACCUGGGCAAGGAACAAGCGAUUGUUUUGUAUUCACCCUAGGAGACGGAAGAUCGCCCGAUGGCGCUAAAAUAGCACGAGUGACAUCUUCUGCUGCAAUUGAUAAAGACGUCGAUGAUUUAGCAUGGCAUGGGCCACGCUUUGGAAAAGGACCGGAUUUGUGGGUCCACAUGAACAGUGAUCAAAGUGGUGAGGCACGUAAAGUUACUUACGAAUCUAGUAUUAUGGAGACUGAAGGCAGAUUUCGAUGGACGGAUU